UAAGUUACGCAUUUAACAAAACUCUGUUUUUGUUUAAGUGAGAGAUGACAUUAUCUCAACGAAUGGUCAUUUGCUAAUAUUAGACUAAAAUCUUUUUUUUUUUUUUUUUUUUUUGGCUAAAAUAAAUAAAUUAAAUUAAAUUAAAUUAAAAGAAAGAAAGAAAAGAAAAGGAUUUCAUUAGUGCAUUCAACCAUUCAUCAACAGAUAAACCAGAAAGAUUUUGAAAAACCAACCAAUAACGACCUCUGUUUUUCCUUCCUCCUCCGAGAACAAGUGACAACUUUUCUUCUCCUUCUCUUGGGUGAUUAAUCUUCCCCAAACAAGUGACGAGUUUACUGUUUUGGGUGGCCCUAGAUUGACUAUAAAUUCUACAUCUAGAUGAAGUGGUGAGUAGAUAUUUGUGAUUAUGUUUUGUUGUUAUAAAAGAAUUUGAGAUAUAAAGACCAUCUUCUUCAACAGAACAAGGUGUAGUGUAGAGUACUGAUGAUCUGACAAAGUUUCAGCGUCCAUGUUAGCACAUGGGUCUCUCUCUUUUUGACUUGCCACCCAUGUGUUUGAUAAAAUGCUGGAGUGGGUACAUAAUUAGUUGGAUGGAAAUGGAAUCUCAUUAACAGAUUUCAAUUUAGUUUCUCAGUUGGGUUUUCAGUUGCUAUUAGUGCCCUUUCACAAAAUAUACCAACCCGUGGAAAUUGAUGCUGAUGCUACUAGUGGCCUUGCACAAGAAACAACUAACGCAACAUUAGAGGUUGAAGCUACUACUGCCCCUCCACAUGAAGGACAAGUGUUUGAAAUGGAUGAAGAUGCAUAUCAAUAUUAUUUUGAUUUUGCAAAGAAGAAUGGGUUUUCAAUUAGACGUGAACGCUCUUUGGGGAGUCAAGAGCAUCCCAUGGGAUUUUACAGAAGAGAAUUUGUCUGCCACCGUGCUUGUCUUCCUUGACCGCAGAAAGUAACUGAUAUUGAGUGACAAAGAAAUCAAAAAUCAACUCGAUGUGGAUGCGAGGCAAGAAUGUUAGUAGCAAAGGAUGUCACUGAUGGCAUCCCUAAAUGGAGAAUCACAAAAUUCACAAAUGUUCAUAACCACGAAGUAUUAAAAGAGGACGAAGCACGAUUUCUACCAGCAUAUCGUAGCAUUCAAAUAGAUGACAAAAAACGUAUCUUGCUUCUUUUUAGAGCUGGAUGUGCAGUGAAUCUUAUAAUGAGAGUGUUGGAAUUGGAAAAAGGUGUGGAGCCUGGACAAUUACCUUUUCUGGAGAAGGAUGUAAAAGAUUUCUUUCAAAGUUAUAAGAACAUUGGUCGAGAAAAGGAUGCUUCAGAACUUCUUAUGAUCUGCAAGAGCUUGAAAGAUCAAGAUGCUGACUUUUGUUAUGAUUUUACAAUUGAUGAAAAUAACAAGCUUGAACAUAUUGCAUGGUCAUUUGGUGAUUCAGUGCGCGCAUAUAGGGAUUUUGGUGAUGUAGUUGUAUUUGAUACCACGUAUCGACAGAAUCGUUAUGACAUGCCACUUGGAGUUAGGGCUGGUGUGAACAAUCAUGGAUGUUCAGAGUCGAGCAAUUAUUAUUUGAAAGGAUUUUUUAAUGUAAAAACCAAGUUACAGGAUUUUGUUGAGCAGGUGAGGGUGGCUGCUAGUAUUCAGAAUCUGGUUGGAGAGGAAGCAGCGGCAUAAGAGAAGUAUCAAAACUCACGUGUGACGAAAUUUAUGCCCAUUGAAGAACAUGCUUCCACUGUUCUUACGCCAUAUAGCUUUGAGCUGCUACAAAAGGAAAUUGUGUUAUCAUGCCAGUAUGCAAUGAUUGAGAAAGGUGAUGGAUCCUACAUGGUGCGUCAUUCCAUAGAGACAGAUGGUGGACGAAUUGUGCAAUGGAUGGCAUCAAAUGAGGACAUCUUUUGUACGUGUAAGGAAUUCGAGUUCUCAGGAAUCUUGUGCAGGCAUGCCAUUCGAGUGCUUGUUUCCAAAAAUUAUUUUCGACUCCCUGAUAAAAAUUUGCCAAUGAGGUGGAGAAGUGAGAUGUCACUACUUUUGAAGUAUGAUCAAAGCAAUAGAAGGGAAGAAGAUGAUAUUUCUCAAAAUUUUCACUCUCUCACUUUUCAGUUCUGCAGGAAGAAUCAUUAAGGACUAGAAGUCGUGCUGACUAUGCAGCUAAGGAAGUAGAAAGAGUCCUUAGUGUUAUUAGAAGCAUGCCAAGUAGUGAAGAGCCAAUUUUAGAAUUUGAUCAACAUCCAAUAACUGAAAUUGAGGAAGCCCAAAUGGUAUAGAACCAGUCUCCAUUAAGAAUCCAAAUCCAUCAAAAACCAAGGGGCAGCCAAAGGUAACAAGACAAACAGGUGGUGUUGAAGCUGCAAAAAAAGCUAGAUAUUGUCAUGUCCCGGACUGUGGUGGAACAAUCAUGAAGCUAGAAAUUGUCCAAAUACGAAGAAAAUUACAGAAGUAUCAUCUACCCAAUCUCCUUUUUUACUCUCCAUCUUUCUGUGUGAGCAUCUUGACCACAAGCACAUGAAUUUGGGUGGGUGGAGACGAUAUCUGGUCCCCAUGUGUACAUGAGAAAUAUCUGGUUUCUGCUUUGCCAUACUGUUUUGCUAUCAGGCUGUGUCCAAUAACUGCUUUUCCAUACUCCUUUAUUCGAACUCCUGAUGUUUC
This is a messenger RNA of Cornus florida, 2635 nucleotides long. Its product is annotated as putative protein FAR1-RELATED SEQUENCE 10. The coding region runs from base 1007 to 1663 and encodes 218 amino acids. Gene Ontology annotation, biological process: regulation of DNA-templated transcription. The record is from RefSeq and is a predicted model, not a curated record. NCBI's taxonomy places the organism in Eukaryota, Viridiplantae, Streptophyta, Magnoliopsida, Cornales, Cornaceae. The transcript has 4 exons.